AUGAGUUAUUUCCAUCUCGCAAUCAAGAUGAAUAAGAAACUUUCUAUGCGAGCACUUGCAUCAUAUGUAUUUCCAGAUUUUGUUGACAAAGACGGAAAUUCAUAUCUUCACUAUGCUGCAUUGUCUAAUGAUCGUGAAAUUACAUACAUUUGUCUUCAUGUUCAAGAGAAAUACAUUGUUUACAACAAUGAAAACAUGAGUCCAUUGAUGCUUGCAUCAUCAAUCAACUCAUUCCGAUACAUUGAUCAAUUCAUUGAUUUUUGCGAUAAACACUGGAUUCCUAUCAAAGACAAAUAUCGAUCAUUAUUUCUUGCAGUAAUGAAUAGAAGUUUUGAUUCUUAUUAUUCAAUCUUGAAAAUAAUUUUAUGUUCUGUUGACCCAAAUUCAGAAAAUACGAAAUAG
Molecule: messenger RNA, 402 nt
Organism: Trichomonas vaginalis G3
Lineage: Eukaryota; Parabasalia; Trichomonadida; Trichomonadidae
Product: spectrin binding
Exons: 1
Coding region: 1-402 (133 amino acids)
Source: RefSeq, a predicted model, not a curated record